Molecule: messenger RNA, 774 nt
Organism: Amorphotheca resinae ATCC 22711
Lineage: Eukaryota; Fungi; Ascomycota; Leotiomycetes; Helotiales; Amorphothecaceae
Product: carbohydrate esterase family 5 protein
Exons: 3
Coding region: 1-774 (257 amino acids)
Biological process (GO): carbohydrate catabolic process
Cellular component (GO): extracellular region
Molecular function (GO): cutinase activity
Source: RefSeq, a predicted model, not a curated record
AUGUUGUUCUUUCGCUGGACCCUCUUACUGACCCUUUCGGGUCUGGCCCUCGCCUAUCCCGCCCCUGCGGAAGAUCUCAGCAAGCGAGCUCCCUCCAAGCGGGAGACGCCUUUGAAUGCCUUCCUAUCCACGCUCCUAGAGUAUCUCCCUCCGAUCAAUGGUGCUAUCGAUACAGUCGUCGGCGUCCUCACCGAUUUCGAGACGCUCCUCGGAGACCUGACGGGCGACCAGGAGACCUACAACCAGCUCGGCGUGGGGCCAUGCACGGAAUACACGCUCAUCUUUGCACGGGGCACUUCUGAGCCUGGAAAUGUAGGGAUCCUGGUCGGGCCUCCCUUCAUCGAUGCGCUGCAGGACUUGGUUGGCUCUUCAGCGCUCACAGUGCAGGGGGUGAACAACUAUGCUGCGAGUGUUGACGGGUACCUGGCAGGCGGGGACCCGGAGGGAAGUUCUGAGAUGGCAAAGCAGAUCGAGCAGGCUUACGCACUCUGCCCCAACACGAAGCUCGUUGCAUCGGGUUACUCGCAAGGCGGGCAGCUCGUCCACAAUGCCGCGGAGCUGCUGCCUCAAAACGUUGCUGAAUGGAUCAGCUCCGUGGUGAUUUUUGGAGAUCCAGAUAGCUCGUCGCCGGUGGCCAACGUCCCAGCUUCGAAGGUUGACAUCAUCUGCCACGCGGGUGACAAUAUCUGCGUGAAUGGAGUUCUCAUCCUGCCCGCACAUCUUACCUAUGCUGUCAAUGCAGCCGCAGCCGCCCAGUUCGUGGUCUCGCAUUAA